GGAGGGGGAAGGGUUUUGGAAUUAGGCCGCCGGACGCCGUUGCGUGGGAGAGAGCAAAGUGAACCAGGCCGAAACCGAAGCUACCGCCACGACCACCACCCGCGCCCACUGCAGCAACGCCGGACCCUCGUCUCCCUGUCCCCGACUACCAGGAGGAGAUCCCGGCGGCGAGGAUGAGCGGCGGCGGUGCCGGAGGGAAGGGGGCGGCGGCGCCCGUCCCGGCCGGGUCGAGGAAACUGGUGCAGUGUCUCAAGGAGAUCGUGAACCGACCCGAGGCGGAGAUCUACUCCGCACUGCGCGAGUGCGGCAUGGACCCCGACGAGGCGGUCAGCCGCCUCCUCUCCCAAGUUUCUUCAGAUUGACCCUCUGUCAUCUGAGUUCAAGCCAUCAUAUGUGAAUCAGUGAAUAACAGAUUAACAGAGGAGAGAAGCAGGGGAGGAGGAACAUACAGACCUUCUCUGCCGGGGAAGAACCAGGGGAGUUCUCUGUCUCUGUCGGCGAAGAACAGGGGAGAAGAGAAGCAAGCAGCAGGGCAGAGGAUGUGCAGCAGGGCAGUGUCGGCGAAGAACAGGAGAGAAGAAGCAAGCAAGCAGGAGCAAGCAGGCAGGGGAGUUCUCUGGCGGCGGGGGCUUCUCUGGCGGCGGCGGCUUCUCUGGCGCCCGGCGGAGAAGGAAGCAGGGAGGGGGUCUCCGGCGACCGCGCAAUCAGGCUAUUUCCCUCCCGCGCAAUCUGCCUUUCCCUACCGCGCGCACUCUAUUUCCCUCCCGCGCGCGCUCUAUUUCCCUCCCGCGCGCUUUCCCGCUCGCGCGCUAUUUCUCUCUCGCAGUCCCGCGCGUUCCAGCUCGCGCGCGCGCCUAGCCUCGCCUCCGCGACGACUUGGCACCUGGGCGACGCGGAAUCGCCGCGGAAUCCACGUUAGGCGCCGCCUAGGCGCUCCGAUCGACUAGGAGGUCGCCUACCCCCCUAGUCCAGGCGGAAGCCCAUUUUUUCUCGAAAGCGCAGGGGAACUGCGCCUUUAAUUAUAUUAAGAAGAGGAGAAAUAGUACAUAGUACAUAAUACAAUAGCUCUCCUUACGGAAGCCCAUGGCCUAGCGCCUAGGCGCGCCUAGGCGCGACGUAAUCGAUGAUUUUCAAAACUUUGUAUGUGCUGUCUUGUAUGGUGUAGAAUGUUGACUUACAAAAAGACGAACACUCAUCAGAUAGGUUUUGUGGAAAUGUGUAUGCUACGUUGGAUUCGUGGCCAUACAAGAAGUGCUGAGUCUAGAAUGAUGAUAUACAUGAUAGGCUAGGGGUAUCACCAAUUGAAGAAAAGCCUGUCUAACGCUGGUUGAGAUGGUUUGGACAUGUCCAACGCAGAUCUCCAGAGGCACCAAUGCACAGUGGGAUUGUAAGGCGCUACAAGAAUGGGAAGGGAGGAAGAGAAAGACCAAAGUUGACAUGGAAAGAGAUACUUUCCAAGAGGUAAAGAGCAAGCGCGACAAGAAGAAAGAGAUUAAAGAGGUUCCUGAGACAAGAUAUCGAUCGGCAAAUAGUUCUACUAAUCGAAGCCUUAGAAGUGGUGCAGAUCGUGGUGGACGUAGCAAUUCUGUGCACUCCAGCUCUACUGAUAACAUGACCUCAAGGCCACCAGUCUCAGGGUCUUGUACGGCAUCAGUUAAUUCCAAUCAAAUGCAGACAAUUGCAAGUUCCUCUGCAAACAAACAUAUGGUUACUGAUGGACUAGCUGUAUCAUUGCAAUCAUCGUGUGGGUUUCAGCAUGGUGGUUGGUCUGGGACACCUGGUCAGUUGUCGAUGGUUGACAUUGUGAAAAUGGGCCGCCCUCAGGGAAAGGCUUCUAGCAAACCUGUGGUCACAGCUGACAGAGGUUAUGCUGGACAGUACCCAUCUUUGCCAAGCACAAACCAGAACCUCAAACAAUCUGGAAGCAUGGUUUCCCCAGCAGAGCUUGACAAGGGGUUACAACCUGCCCACAAUUUGGUUCAGGUUAAGAAUCAUGGUCAUUUUACUGCUGAUAGCAAGCUCCCAUAUGGUACUGAUUGGUCUCCACAAGACGACCCAACAUCUGAGAACCAAUCUUCCCAGCCUGAGACGUCUGGUGAUCCAUCUUUGUAUGAAUCAUCAUUUCAGUCAUCUACAUUGGUUACUGAUGUAGUUAAUUCACAUGAAAAUUCACACUUGGAGUUGGAUGAAAACAGCACCUUUGCAAUGAGAUCAACACCUGCCUCUGAGAGACACUUGGAACCUAGUGACAGUAUUCCUGAAUACAAUGAUGGAAUAUUAAACAACUCAAGUUCAUAUCAGCCUCAUAAUUACUCUUACACAGAACAAGAUGUUGAGGAUUCCAGUGCUGAUGUAUCAGCAGCAGCAGAAAAUUUCCAGAGUUUAAGCCUACAUAAUGAUGAGUUAGCUGCAAAAAAGACUGCUGAAGAUAACCCUGCAGUGAUAAUUCCUGAUCAUUUGCAAGUUACCAAUACAGAAUGUGUUAGUUUGAGCUUUGGCAGUUUUGGAUCUGGUGCAUUUUCUGGGCUACUCCCACAAAAGACCACUGAUAGCAAUGUGGAAUUCCUUGUUCAAGAGGAUUCUGCAACAGUAGAUCCAAUAGAUGCCAGGAAUCAAGAUUACUAUGAAAGUGGUGCAGUAACUUCACCAGCAGAAGAAAAUCUUGAGGCCAUGCUAGGAACUAACAUGGAGAAUGUCGAUGCACCUUCUGUUUCACAGGCUAAUGAGCUCAGUCAGGACGUACUUGAUCCUUCUGUACUUAAAUAUGACGUGUCAUCAGUUUCAAGUCAUGCUUAUUCGAACAUGAACACUCCACAACCUAGCACAAUAGAGGACCCACAAGGAAACAACCAAGCACAUACGCUUUCCCAUUUGUCAAACAUGAUGCAAGCAAAUCCUUUGAGCACUAGCAGCCUAUUGGCGUCAAAUCAAAAUCAUCCAUCUCUUCAUGGCUUAGAGUUUGAUUUGCCUUAUCUUGAAGCAAAAUAUAACGCAGGCACGACUACAAAUCCUAGACCAGCCAUAUCCAUGCAGGAGGCCCUGAAAGCAGGGGUUUUCUCCAACGCUCGGUCUACGCAGUCUCUUCCAAGUACUAGCAUUCCGACGGGGCAUCCUCUCCCUCAGCAAUUAGCACAUCACCCUUACUCUCAGCCGACUUUAGCACCCAUCACACAUUUCCCAAAUAUCGUUGGCUAUCCGCCGUAUUUGCCACAAAACUAUGCUGCUUACCUAUCUUCGGGCACCUUCCAGCAAGCAUACCCGAGCAAUGGAGCAUUCCAUCAGUCUGCUGCCGCUUUGCUCGGAUCUGGUAUGAAGUACUCGGCCCCCGAGUAUAAGAACAACCUGUCUGCCACAGGCUUACAACAGCAACAUCAGCCACAACCGCAACCACCUUCAUCAGUCAUCUCUGGUUAUGGAGGCCUUGGAAGCUCAAGCAAUAUACAAGGAAAUUUUACCCUUAAUCAGAGUACUGGCACUGGAUCAACUCUUGUGUUUGAUGAUGCAUUGGGCAGACAGUACAAAGACACCAGUCAACACAUAGCUCUCCAGCAGCCCGACAACUCUGGAAUGUGGCUUCAUGGCUCUGGUUCAAGAGCGGCGGCGCUUCCGCCUAACCACUUUUAUGGUUACCAGGGACAGAGUCAGCUGGGUGGCUUUGGUCAGGCGCAGCAGCAACAGCCUUCCCAAUUCGGAGGCCACGGGUACCCGACUUUCUACCAGUCUCAGGGUGGGCUGACACAGGAGCACCACCCCCAGAACCUUGCUGAGGGCAGCCUGAAUGGCUUCCAGGUCGCACCGUCUCAGCCGUCUCAUCCGAGCUGGCAGCAUCAGCACACCUACUGAGCAUUGUUCUCCCUUGUUAUGGUCUGUCUCUUUCGCCGUCACAAGCCAAGUUUCGCGUGCUUGUGCCCUUACUCGAUGCAGAGUAAGCUGCUCGGAUUUUAGCUGAGCUUGUACCUUCAGCGCUGAGAAGGGUCCCAGGACCCAGGCAUACAACAGUUAGAGCGUUUUAACAUGCUGCGUGCGUGCGUGUGUGUGUGUUGCCAGACCGAUGCCUUGUGGUUUUUCGAUAGCGAGUUAUAUGUGCGGAGGCGCAGUCAUGUAUAACUGAGACAUGAUAACAUAACAACCAAUCGUUUCGCUUGCAUUUUUUUGGUCAUGCACACAUGCGGUUAUCGCUUCAGGAAGAAAAAAAGGAGCACCUCUGACUCAGCUUAUGGAUUAUAAAUA
This is a messenger RNA of Zea mays, 4230 nucleotides long. Its product is annotated as GBF-interacting protein 1. The transcript has 11 exons. Lineage: Eukaryota; Viridiplantae; Streptophyta; Magnoliopsida; Poales; Poaceae. The record is from RefSeq and is a predicted model, not a curated record. Gene Ontology annotation, molecular function: protein binding. The coding region runs from base 1333 to 3843 and encodes 836 amino acids.